AAGAUUAUGGGUUAGAAGGUAUAUCUGGUGAUGAUUUGAUAGACAAAGAAAUAAAAUGCUUAGAUUUACAAUUUCGCUAUAAAGGAAAAUGCCGAAGCUUAGAUGGUACUGAAGUAAUAGAUUUUCAAAUUCGCAAAAAUCUAUCAUUUGAUUUGAUAGAUAAUAUAAGUAUUCUAUUAAUCGAAGAAGAUAGCAGACCUACAGACAACUUUUCGAGCUAUAAAGCCAGCUCCACUAAAAAUAACUUAUCUAUUGCAGAGCAGGCUGUAUUGUGGAACAAUAGCACUUACGUGCCUAGACAAUUCUCUGAAUUAUGGGACUUUGUCCCUAAAUCAACAGAAUCUAAAUCUGGUCUAGCUCAAGAGAAGGUUAUAAAUAUAAUUAACAAAAUUCUCUCAAAUACCAAAGAUAGACUUGAAGG
Racocetra persica is the source of this 421-nucleotide messenger RNA. The record is from the annotation of a GenBank genome assembly. NCBI's taxonomy places the organism in Eukaryota, Fungi, Glomeromycota, Glomeromycetes, Diversisporales, Gigasporaceae.